Hemiscyllium ocellatum (epaulette shark) is the source of this 3690-nucleotide messenger RNA. RefSeq names its product carcinoembryonic antigen-related cell adhesion molecule 5-like. NCBI's taxonomy places the organism in Eukaryota, Metazoa, Chordata, Chondrichthyes, Orectolobiformes, Hemiscylliidae. The record is from RefSeq and is a predicted model, not a curated record. The transcript is spliced from 10 exons. Bases 227 to 1996 code for a protein of 589 amino acids.
CUGUUACAGUGACUGUCAGAGGGAACUGCACCCUGUCAGUCUCCAAUCGGCGUUACAGUCCCAGUGAAUGUUACAGUGACUGUCAGAGGGAACUGCACCCUGUCAGUCUCCAAUCAGCGUUACAGUCCCAGUGAGAGAGCGCUGUUGUGUUGUGGUACACCAGGAAGAGCGGAUCAGUCAGUGAGUGGAUGAGGGAGCGGUGUGAGGUUCUCUGAGCGGAGCCAACAUGUUACUGACCAUUACCGUGCUCGCUGCCUGUCUGCUGCUGCCCGCGGUCGAGCCCCAGACUUUUGUGAUCACGGCGGAGAGUUCGAUUAACGUGACCGCCGGAGACACCGCCAACUUCACAGUGAAGCCGUCCGCUGCCGUGAGGAGUGGGAACUGGGAAUUCAUGAGCAAGAGUGUUGGUCUGUGGAUCGGUUCAUCUCCUUCUGUCAGCAAUGAAUAUGCAUCCAGGGCUGAGAUUCUCACACCCAAUGGAUCUCUGCUGUUGAAGUCAGUGACAAGCUCAGACAGUGGGGUCUACACCGUUGCCAUGAUCCCCGAAGUAGGGGAUCAAGCAUCGAAGACUAUCACCCUGCAUGUACUUGAACCUGUGUCCAAGCCUAACGUUACUGCUAAUGCUACAAACCCAGUAGAAUUCAAUGACACCGUGGCUCUGACUUGCAUCGCAUCAGGUACAGCAGUUUCAUAUCAAUGGCUUGAGGAAAAUAGCACUAUUACUCCCAAUGACAGGAUUGCCCUAAGCGAUGAUAACAGCAGCCUCAUUAUAUCUGGAGUGUUACGGUCCGAUGGAGGAUUCACAUGCUAUGCAUUCAACGACAUUAACGGGAUGACAAGUGACCCAUACCAUCUAAACGUUAGCUAUGGACCGGAUGGCCCUAAAAUAUCCAUUAAUCCCGAUUUGUCCAUUUACCCCGCUGGAAGAGCAGUUACCUUUACAUGUUCUGUGGAUUCAAACCCACCUGCAGAAAUGGAAUGGCUCCACAAUGAAAGUUCUCUUCAACACAAAGGGCGUGAGCUAAUUAUUGCUAGCAUUUCGUUGAAUCAAAGUGGAACUUAUACCUGUCAGGCCUUUAACACUUUAACACAAAGAUACAGUGUCUCAACUAAGCCAAUAAUUGUCGUAGUGCCAGUUUCUAAUGUCAACGUAUCAUCCAACAAUUCAGCGCCAGUAGAAAACCUUCACGCCAUUUUAUUGACUUGUGAGGCCGCGGGCUCUAUACAAUCAAGGAUAUGGUAUAAGGAUAACCGCCUUCUCAAGGACAGUGAUGGAAUAAAAACAUCUGAAGAGAAAAAGACACUGACUAUAAUCAGUGUUAACAGAAACGAUUCUGGAACAUAUACAUGCCAAGUCAUUGGUGUCACUAACAACGCAUCCGGAAGUUUUGACCUGAAAAUUAAUUAUGGACCAGAGGCAGUCACUGUUGAACCCCCGGGGCCAAGUCACCUAGAACUGGGGCAAUCGCUUAUAUUACGUUGCUCUGCCCAAUCCGUCCCUCCAGCUGUCUAUACAUGGUCCAAUGAUAAUGGUCAGUUAGACAGUGGACAAACGUACAACAUUGAAUCAACAAAGGAAAGUCCAGGUGGGAAUUAUACCUGUGAGGCUUAUAACAGCAUAACCAAACAAACCAGUAGUGCUACUAAAGAGGUAACUAUUGAAGAAAAGACCACGAAAAGCAAAACGUUGUCCCCUGGUGCCAUCGCGGGCAUUGUGAUUGCAAUUCUCGCUGUUCCGGUGAUUGGGGGGACUGCAUGGUUCCUCAAAAAGAAGUUCAGCAGGGGAAAAGGUGGAUCUCAACAAAAUAAUAGCAAAUUGGCUUCACCUGGAAGUGGACCAACAGCAUCUAGUAAUGGGACCAAUCCUGACAACAUGAAGACAUCAGGGACAGAUGUUGUUUAUUCCGAACCGAACAUUAACCCUUUGCACCCAACAGCGCCACCUGCACUGAUUGAUAGCAAUAAGACUGCCUAUGCCGAACUGAAGUUCACAUGAGUUUGUAUUUGAAGGAAAGAGUGUAUAUAAUUAUAAUCACUUAUCCACCUUAAACGUAAUACAGAUGCUUGGAUGUAUGCUGAGACUUUCAGUGUCCAGCUUCUCAAGAACAAAAGCUAAUGGACUUUUACAAAAAGAAGGCAUCCAGCCAAUUUAGUUUUCUAUUUUUUUUAAGAAAAUGAUUCCUCUAAAGGGACAGAAUUAUUAAGUAAUAGUUACUGCAAGUCUGCGUCAUAAACUAAGGCUUAAAUUGUUGGAUGGAGAAAACCAAUGAAUCAAUUCUUUCCUUCCAAAGUGCUAGGCCCGCAAUAGUAAACACAAAUAUCUAUUUUCUUAGCUAAUAUCUCGCUGCCAAAUUUACAACCCAAAGUAAACGACGCCUACAAUAUACAGCAUUGAAGUUGACCUUUCUGAUGCAUAUGCCGUUGCCCUUCUCCGGCUGGCUUAGUGUAGAUUCCCUACAGGAUAGAAACAGGCCCUACAACCCAAACUGACCCUCCCAAGUGUAACCCACCCAGACCCAUGCGCCUACCCCCCUGACUAAUACACCCAACACUGUGGGACAAUUUAGCAAGACCAAUUGACUUGACCUGCACAUCUUUGGUUUGGGGGAGAAUGUGCCAACUCCAAGCAGACAGUCACCCAAGGCUGGGUCCGUAGUGCUGUGAGAUAGCCGUGCUAACCACUGAGUCACCAUGCCACCCAAGCCAUUGGAGUUGACCUUUCUGGAGGGUAUGCCAUUGCCCUUCCCUGGCUGAUUCUUCCAGGUUUAUGCCAAGCGCCCAUUAGGGGAUUGAACUGAUCCAGAAACAAGCAACCUUCACGGUCCCUUAAGACUGCAAACAGCUUAAGGUGUUGAGGCAUCUGACUUAAUUGCUGUUGGCAUGCAAAGCUGAAUGGAGGGAGGGGAGGAGGGAUGAUGCUGAAGGGAAUCUAAGAUUGCCGGCAUUUAUACCAAUAGAGAGCCAUUUUAUUCCUUUCCAUAAACAUGCUCAGGCUUUUCCUUAUCGCACUUCCUCUUCCCAAAACGGAGGCGUGUGAGCAAGCUUUCUGAAGCAUGAUGCGCUUCAAGCCGUUUCACGGUGGGCCUCGGGCCCUGAGAUUUCUGAUGUUGCCCCAGUCUGACAAGGAAGCGUAUGAAGGGCCCGAGUGUCAGAGUUCUGGCCUGGAGUCGAGAGUGAAGGCAUUUGCCUCCUCCCGCCCCGUUUUCCGUCUGCCGCGACCACGUCCCUGCUUCUGCGAGGUGGGAGUGACUACCUGACGGCUCCUGGUUGGGAAAUAAUGCGUCCAAUGAAUAAAGGGGGUUGAUGCACUUAGCUGUCUGGCCUGCAAUACAGAUUGAAGCUCAUAGCCUGGGUUCAAUUCCGACAUCUGUCAGAGACUCCUGUGAAAGGUGUCUCUUCCCCCCCCUACCUGAGGUAUGGUGACCCUCACAUUAAACCACCCCCAGCGAUCUCUCUGUAAUGUGACAGUAUACCUUUACAACAAAGCAGUACAGUAAACCUUUUAUUAACCUGCAUCUCAGGAACGCACCAGACAAUCAAAUAUAUUCCAGAUGUUCAAGAGGCCCACAUAAUCGAUGUGGAAACACGCACUAAGUAAUGGAAAUAAAAUGCACAACGCUUUAUUUAUAGCAUAAGUCACUUAAAUGAUAAUAAAACUUUGCCUUAAAUAAAACUUACCUGUUAAAAAGC